Molecule: messenger RNA, 1155 nt
Organism: Fusarium musae
Lineage: Eukaryota; Fungi; Ascomycota; Sordariomycetes; Hypocreales; Nectriaceae
Exons: 3
Coding region: 1-1155 (384 amino acids)
Source: RefSeq, a predicted model, not a curated record
AUGUCGUCCACGUCGUCGGCCCUGCCUGGCCGUCAAUCCCACGCUCGGACGAGCUCGCACUCGCUGCUAACAGGUGCUCUGAACGCCAACCACCGAGUGACUCGACGCAAGUCUGUCACCAACCCGAAUGCCAAUGUGACCGCGAUCGCCGCCGCUCUUCGGGAAAGUGAGCGUUCUUCCGCCUUGCCUAUCGGUAGUGGUGGACGCCGGAUGUCCAAGAGCGCUGCUGCCCGGGCCGCUCUCGUCGGCAGCCUUCCCUCUCCCCCCGCUAGUCUCCCGAACCACAAGUCGAUACCCGAAACGAAGCAAGAACUCAAUGGUAGCGCCAUUGAGGACGAUGUGAAUGAGGGCUCGGCUGACGAGGGAGCUACCAAGUUCCAGAAGGCUCGUCAACGCCGUGCCAGCGAUGGCCAGACUCUCAAAGAGAGCAAGAAGAGCAACAGGGUUGAGGUUCGCUGUGACAAGUGCGGUGGGAACAUACACCUGACGCUGACACCCCCCCCCGAGUCCACCAAGGACUUCCAGAGUGAAGCUGGUUCAUCCUCGCCUGCUGCGUCUGGAUACUCCGAUCCCGCUGAGCGACAAAGCUCUGCCGACACUACCCCACCUCCGUUUGCUGAAGGGGUCAAUGUUGACGGCACUUCGUACCGAAACAAGCGCUUCAGCAGCAAUGGCGGAUACGCGACCAGCUUCCAGUCUGCUUCGGCUGCCUCCUUCGGAGCAGGAAGUAUGCCGUACGGUUCAGGAUUUGGUCACUACCGCCAGCCAAGCCAUGAACACCGCCCAGGAUCUUCCGGGCGUAACGCUACAGGCGAGGACGAUCGGGACCUGGCUGCUGCUGUUGAGCUUCUUAGCUGCAGCUUUGGGAGCAACAACGGAUCCCGACCUGCCAUGGUUCCUGCUGAUGCCCCUCCCGUUCCUCCGCUGCCAGCUCAAUACCUUGAUCAGGCAGCAUCUCUGUCUGCAAGCUUCAUUAACAGCUUUCCAAGUCGACAGCCUGAGAGCUUCACUCGUGGUGAGAUGAGACGCCCCAGCGACGACGUCAGAAUGGAGGGUAGCGGUGAUUCGGUCAUGGAUGAUGACGACUUCGAGAUGCGUUCGCGCGGUCGUAGUGAAGAUGAUGACGAUGGUGUUUUUGGUCGCAUGGAGGAAUGA